CCGGAGCGGAGCGGGCGCGGCCGGAGCGAUCGGAGCGGAGCCGCCGCGAUGCCCAAGGCGCGGGCCGGGAAGCGGCCGGAGCGCCGGGAGGGCCGCGCCGGUGGCAUCCUCUUCAACACCGGGGCCGGGCAGCACAUCCUGAAGAACCCCCUCGUGGUGAACAGCAUCAUCGAGAAGGCUGCCCUGCGCCGCACGGAUGUCAUUCUGGAAGUGGGCCCGGGAACUGGAAACCUGACAGUAAAGAUGCUGGAGAAAGUGAAAAAAGUUAUUGCAUGUGAAAUUGACCCUAGACUUGUUGGUGAGCUUCAGAAGAGAGUCCAGGGCACGUGUCUAGCAAACAAACUUGAAAUCAAGGUUGGAGAUGUCUUGAAAACAGAUUUACCAUUCUUUGAUGCAUGUGUGGCUAACUUGCCUUACCAGAUUUCUUCACCUUUUGUUUUCAAGUUAUUGCUUCAUCGACCUUUUUUCAGGUGUGCAAUCCUUAUGUUUCAAAGGGAAUUUGCCCUUCGUUUGGUUGCAAAACCAGGAAGCAAACUGUACUGCAGGCUCUCUAUUAAUACUCAGUUACUGGCUCGAGUGGACCAUCUGAUGAAGGUUGGAAAGAACAACUUCAGGCCUCCUCCCAAAGUUGAAUCCAGUGUUGUCAGGAUAGAGCCAAAGAACCCACCACCACCUAUCAACUUCCAGGAGUGGGAUGGUCUGGUAAGGAUAGCCUUUGUUAGGAAAAACAAGACACUCUCUGCAGCAUUUAAAUCAAGUGCAGUAGAGCAGUUGCUGGAUCAUAAUUACCGAGUUCAUUGUUCCUUACAUAAUACAGAAAUCCCUGAAAAUUUCAAAAUUGCAGAGAAAAUACAGACAGUUCUAAAAGAUACUGGUUACUCUGAAAAACGAGCCCGUUCAAUGGAUAUAGAUGAUUUCAUUCGAUUACUACAUGGCUUCAAUUCAGAAGGCAUCCAUUUUUCAUAGAUACUCCUACAAGAACGAAAGAUGCGGUAUUUUUUCACCAAAGUUUUACCCAAGCCAGAGUGACUGCAGUGGGACAAGCUCCUCCUAAAAGCAAUGAACAGAAUACAGUGUGUAUGCUUGGACUCAAAAUGUUAGAUAUGGUUCUAUCACAGACAGUAGGCAAGAAGCUGCUGCUCAGUAAGCAGUAAAUUCUUUCAGAGCUGAAGCGAGGUGCUGGACUGCGUCAUGACUUGUGUUUUCCUAUAUAUAUAUCCAAAACAUGGAUUGAUGAUAAUUGAAAUCUAUGUUCUCCAAUGAUGGACUUCAUCUCAGUAUAUUCAUGUACAAUACUCAACAGUACAACCCAUAAUGGGUGUGGACAACAAAAGGAAAGUUGUAGUAAUUGCUUUUUUUUUUAAUCAAUCAUUGGUGUGUUUGUUUUAAAGUGUAUUUAAACACUUCCUUUUGAUUUGAGAUGCCUGUCUCUCUCAUGCGUCUGGUAAAUACCAGCACUUCAAGCUUGUUAGUUGUCUGCUUCUCUUAGAGAACCCCAAUGAGAAAACAAAAGAAUUUA
This is a messenger RNA of Passer montanus (Eurasian tree sparrow), 1519 nucleotides long. It is a transcript of the gene DIMT1, whose product is annotated as DIMT1 rRNA methyltransferase and ribosome maturation factor. Gene Ontology annotation, biological process: rRNA methylation. Gene Ontology annotation, cellular component: mitochondrial matrix. The record is from RefSeq and is a predicted model, not a curated record. NCBI's taxonomy places the organism in Eukaryota, Metazoa, Chordata, Aves, Passeriformes, Passeridae. The transcript has 12 exons. Bases 49 to 966 code for a protein of 305 amino acids. Gene Ontology annotation, molecular function: rRNA (adenine-N6,N6-)-dimethyltransferase activity.